UCACAGAUCGACUGUCGGAGGUGUCCAACGGAGACAAAGGAGACGCUGCUCUGUUCUUCAUCACUUCAUCACUUCAUCAGUUCAUCAGCGUGUCUGAACCCUCUGAUCAUGUCUCUGCUCUCAGCUGUGCUGCUGAUGUCACUGUGGUGCGUUCAGGGUCUGCGUGUAGACGUGAUUCCCCGCAGGCCUCUAUUCAGACUCGGGGAGCGUCAUCAGCUGGCGUGUCGGGUCCUGGACUGUCGCGGAAUGCCGAGCGUGUCCUGGUCCCUGCUGGAGGACCGACCUCUGACCGCCUCCAUCAGCACCAACAGGACCCAGUCUGUGGUGACCUUUGACCCUGUGAUGAUGGAGCAUGAAGGUGCGCUGCUGUGUAAAGUUAUGUGUGGAGGAGAAAGCAAACAGAUGAAGACGACAGUGCGGGUUUACUCCUUCCCAUCAGCCCCUGUGAUCAGAGGUCAGGACCUCCUGAGGCUGGGGGUGGAGUCCAGCCUGACCUGCCAGGUGUCUGAUCUUUACCCCACUGAGCUGCUGAUUCUCACCUGGCUUAGAGGAGACACUGUCCUGCAGAGCGUUGUGGGUGAUCCUGGGUCCAGCUCGGUCCAGUCUGAGUACAGAGUCACCUUUCUGAACCAGGACUCGGGAGGAAACAUCAGCUGCAGAGCCACACUGGACCUGCAGGACCUGCCAGCUGAGGACAGGACCAGAGAGACCACUGUCCCCCUAAACCUGCUCUAUGCUCCUGUUGUCACGGCAACACCAGACUCUGUGUUGGUGAUGGCCGGCUCUUCGCUCACCCUCACCUGUUCCGCGGAAGGAAACCCAGAGCCAAGCAUCACCUGGAGCUUCAGGACGGCGUCCGGUCAGUCUGUGCCGCGGGGUCGCGGCCACCAGCUGGUCUUCUCGGCAGUGAAUCUAUCUGAGGCCGGAUGGUACGACUGCGAGGCCAGAAAUACCGAGGGCAACCAGACCGCUGCUGUGGAGGUCACGGUUCAUGCUCCACCUACCAACACCUCCCUCUCAGUGAGUCCAGGUCAGGAGGUGCUGGAGGGUCAGCAGGUUACGGUUACCUGCCACUCAGAGGGAGCUCCGCCCACCACGCUGGUGCUGAAGAGGGAGGGGGUGGAGCUUCAUAGGACUGACCCCACUUCCUCCUCCACGCUCUCCUUCAGCCUCUCCCCGGCCCUGCUGGAAGACUCCGCCCACUACCAGUGUGAAGCCUCCAACCAGUACGGAUCCCAGCUGGUCACCAGCUUCAUCACUGUCACAGCUCAUCCUCUGCAGGUGGAGCUCAGUCCUCUGGUCUCAGCAGCAGAGCUGGGUUCAGCACUGCUCCUGACCUGCAGAGCCUCCGGAUGUCUCCACCCCCCCACCCUCACCUGGAGGAGGACGGACCGGGACCGGACCUUCCUCCAGAGGACACAGCAGCAGGACGGACUGUCGCUGCUCCAGCUACAGGACCUGGACUUGGAGGAUCAGGGAGGGUACAGCUGUGAAGCAGAGUGUGACUCCGUCGUCAGGACCGGAAGCACCCAGGUCCACGUCCUCUCAUUUCCAUCUGAUCCAGUUCUGGAGGAUCCUGGUCCCGUCCUGCUGAGUGAGGAGGCAUCCCUUCGCUGUGAUGUCAACGAUGUCUUUUCAGCCAAUCAAAUGAGGAUCCAGUGGCUGUCGGGGAACACGGUGCUGAUGUCAGAGUCGUUCAGCUUCUCCGGUUCCCUACAGAACGUCUCCUCUGUUCUUCAGCACCAGGUGGAGGAAGAUCAGCAGGUUCUGACCUGCAGAGCUGAGCUGCUGACAGAGGAUGGAAAUGUGUGGAGGUCUAGGAGGACCAGCAUCCCCCUGCAGGUCCACUAUCCUCCGAGGAGAACCUCCCUCUCAGUGAGUCCCGGUCAGGAGGUGCUGGAGGGUCAGCAGGUUACGGUUACCUGCCACUCAGAGGGAGCUCCGCCCACCACGCUGGUGCUGAAGAGGGAGGGGGUGGAGCUUCAUAGGACUGACCCCACUUCCUCCUCCACGCUCUCCUUCAGCCUCUCCUCUGCCCUGCUGGAAGACUCCGCCCACUACCAGUGUGAAGCCUCCAACCAGUACGGAUCCCAGCUGGUCACCAGCUUCAUCACUGUCACAGCUCCUCCAAGGAACACCACAGUUCACGUCCUGCCAUCUACAGUGGUCCAGGAGGGACAAAACGUCACCAUCUGCUGCCAAACUAUCAGCUUCCCGCCAUCAGCUGUGGUCCUGAAGAAGCUCACCAAUGGGAUAGAGCUUUAUUCGACCAGCGGUACCUUCCUAUUGGUCAAUGUCACAGCGAGAGACUCUGGUCUUUACCAGGUCAACGUGACCAACAACCUCGGAUACCAGGUCAAAGUCUUCAGUAUCAGUGUCAGAGAGAGAAGUACCAGCCUUCCUCCCAGUUUUAGCGUUGUCAUCAUCCCAGUUGUCUGUGUUGCCGCUGGUCUAGCAGCUGCUACUCUGCUCCUGGACUACCUGAGGAGAUCCAGGAAGAAAGGCUUCUAUCAACUGCCACAGUCUGCUCCACCCUCAGCCUGAGGCUAACACUGGGCUACCACCUCCCAAACAGUGGCUAUCAAGAUCCAAAAUGUGGCCACCAAGUUCAGCACGUGGCUACCGAGAUCCUAGACGUGGCAACAAUGUUGUAACAUGCUGCUUUGAUGUCCCAACAUGUGGCCUUCAUGUUCCAAUAUGUGACUACUGACUUCCAUCAUGUGACCUCAGUAUUCCAAUAUGUGGCUACAACAACCUAACAUGUGACUACCACUUCCUAAUGUGUAGUUGCCAUCUCCUGGCAUGUGGCUUUGAUGUGCUAACAUGUGGGUAAUAUGUCCAAACAUGUGGCUACCACCUCCCAUCUUGGGAAAUCAUCCUUGACUGCUGAUUUGCAACAUGUGAUUUUAAUAUUACAAUUUGUGACUUAGACAUCCCAACGUAUCUCAGUAUGUGGAUACCACCUUCCAGUGUCCCAGUAUGUAGCUACUACACCAAUGCCUGUUGCUACUAAUGCCCAACAUGUAACUACCACUUCACAGUAUACUAACAUGGCUUUCAUAUUCCAUGAUGACUACCAUGUCCUAAUAUGUGACUACCCUCACCCAACAUGUGACUGCGACCUCCAAAUACCCAAAUAUGUGGCAAGUAGAUCCAAGCUUUUUUUCUUUAACACUCUGUCUAACACAACCGAAAAUGUGACAAGCAAACAAGACGUGAUUGCGUCAUUCCAUGACAUCCAAGUAUGUGACCAGUGGCUUGACACAGUGCUACCACAUGACAACUCAUUUUCACCAUCCAAUCCGAUGCUUCCCUCCCACAUCCCAGUAUGUGACUGCUACACCCUAACAUUUUCAAUUUCAAUUCAAUUUCAAUCUUCAACUUUAUUUAUAUAGCGCCAAAUCACAACGGAAGUUGUCUCAGGACACUUUCCAUAUAGAGCAGGUACAGACCAGACUCUUUAUCUGCAGAGACCCAACAGUUCCCUCAUGAGCAAACACUUGGCGACAGUGGAGAGGAAAAACUAACAACUAACACUAACUAACAAACUAAACAGAAACCUCAAGCAGAACCGGGAGGAGGGGGGCGGCCAUCUGAGAAAGCACAAAGACUCCGGGGAAGAAGCCAAGUCAGGAAUAUGUCUUGAUAGGACAGGACUACAUACAGAUGGAGAGGGAGAGAAAAACAGAGCUUUGGUGUCUUUGGAAGUCCCUCGGCACUCUAAUCCUAUGGCAGCAUAGCUAGGCUCUGGUCCAAGACAAGCCUGAGCCAGCCCUUAGUGCAAGAUUUAUCAAAAGGGAAAGUUUUGGGCCUGCUCUUAAAUGUAGAGGGGGUGUCUGCCUCCUGGACAAAGACUGGAUGGUUCCACAGGAACUUGAUAGCAAAAGGCUCUGGCUCCCAUUCUGGUUUUAGAGACUUUAGGGAGCACCAGUAAGCCUGCAUACUGGGUUCACUGUGUUCUACUGGGGUAACAGGGUACUAUGAGCUCUUUAAGAUAAGAUGGUCACUGACCAUUUAAUGCUUUGUAGGUAAGGAGGUUUUAAAUUCUAUUCUGGUUUAGGUGGAGAGUAUUUAGCAAUGAAUUGGGGCAGCCUGAUGGUAAGGAAUUGCAAUAAUGCAGCCUGGAAGUAACAAAUGCAUGGACUAGUUUUUCUGCAUCAUUUUGAGACAGGAAGUGCCUGAUUUUUACAAUGUUAUGUAGGUGGAAAAAGGCAG
Molecule: messenger RNA, 4215 nt
Organism: Chelmon rostratus (copperband butterflyfish)
Lineage: Eukaryota; Metazoa; Chordata; Actinopteri; Chaetodontiformes; Chaetodontidae
Gene: vcam1b
Product: vascular cell adhesion molecule 1b
Exons: 10
Coding region: 109-2544 (811 amino acids)
Biological process (GO): cell-cell adhesion
Cellular component (GO): membrane
Source: RefSeq, a predicted model, not a curated record